Dicrocoelium dendriticum is the source of this 2435-nucleotide messenger RNA. The record is from the annotation of a GenBank genome assembly. Lineage: Eukaryota; Metazoa; Platyhelminthes; Trematoda; Plagiorchiida; Dicrocoeliidae.
CAAAGGUUAGGUCACAUUCUUUAAUUAUUACAACUUUUCAGAAAACGAGUGGUGGUCAUCAUCUGCGGGACUAGCUUCAUGCUCUAACUUAUGCACGUUUGUUCAACCUAAAUCCAGUUGUCAAAAGCGAAUCUCGGAAACAAGUUCGCAGUCAACCUCGAAGUGAUAUUUACAACCGACUAAUGUGCAUACAACUUGUUUUGGCUGCCGCGUGGGAAGCUACGGUUAACCGCCAGACGCACACCAGCCGUACACUCAUUGAACGCUGAAUGGAAUCAUCAGUUCGCCUGUCGGAUAACACUGACCGGUUCACUUUGAUGUAAACAACAUAAGAGGCUUCGUCACAAUUUUAGUCGUGAAAAUGACCAGCUGGUCGUUGCAUGUGGUCGUGCGUCUAUUAUGCUUAUGCUAUCCUGUGAGGAAUUUUGAAUUCCCGUUCAAAAAUCACAGCCUGCCAAUCCACCAGCGCUUAGAUGAUCUCCUCAGCCGGCUCACAGUGGACGAGCUCAUUGUGCAAGUAUCUAAAGGAGGCGCAGGACCCCAACAUGGACCCGCACCGGGCAUCAAACGUUUAGGCAUUGACCCGUUUCAGUGGCGGACAAAUCCAGGGGACGGCGAGGGGACGUCCUUCCCGUUACCGAUCAAUCAAGCGGCUACUUUCGAUUCGGAGCUGGUGCACCGCAUCGCUUUUGCAACAGGACUGGAGAUGAGGGCUAAGUGGAAUCAGCACAAACGGGCGGGACAAUAUGAGGAUGGGACUGGAAUCCACGUGUACGCACCGGUGACAAACCUGAUGAGGCACCCGCUCUGGGGUAGAAAUCAGGAGACGUACGGAGAAGAUCCAUACCUGUCUGGCCAACUAUCUGAGGCCUACGUGAAAGGUGUGGGAGGCUGGAGGCAGAUCAAACCACAGCUCUCCGAGGAUAGGAACAAUCCGCUUACUGCGCACACUCUACUGUUUGUUCAAAGCGAUCGACAUCGUAAACUGGCAGUGGUUGCCGUUGCAAGUUCCAUAGUGCUAGUGCAUCAUCGGCCUGGUAUCUUCCCCCUUCAACCGGUGUACGGAAAGGUCCACAAGCCACCACUGAAGCGUAUAGCUGUGAUCGGUCCAUUCGCCACCAAAGUUGACGAACUCUACGGCGGUUACCACAACAUUCGUAUUCCCGAGUUCGAAGUACCCGUUCAGAAAGGUAUGGAACAGGUUGCCGAGGCGGUCGACGCCGAUGAAAUCUGCUUUGACGGUGCGUUGUGCCAGCGUAUUGACGUUCCAGCAUUAAUAUCCAUCCUUCAUCGCGACCAGUUAUCCAUGGUUGUUCUCACCGUUGGCACCGGGAACCGUGUGGAGGCUGAAGGACAAGAUAGAGAGAACAUUAGCCUACCAGGCAAGCAAAGCGAUCUGCUUCAGAAAACGUUGGAACUGACAGACAGCAUAUACGACGUCAAUCCCCUUACUCCGAUCCCUGUCGUCAUUUUGGUUUUCAGCACUGGACCGGUGGAUAUACAUCUGGCUGUUUCGCAUCCAAGAGUCGUAGCAAUAUUUUGGUGUGGCUUCCCUGGAGCUCACAUCGGUGAAGCCUUGGCGCGCAUAAUGCUGGGUAAUCCCGGCGAUCCGUAUGGAGUACAAGCUCCUUUGAUGCCCAACGCCGACGAAGACAAGGAACUGGGGAGCUGGGGCUUGUCUACCCCGGUGGCGAAAUUCUGGUGGAUCCCCGCUGCCCGGCUACCGUUCACGUGGUAUCGGUCAAUCGAUCACUUGCCAGACAUGACAUAUUACGAAAUGACCAAUCAAACUUAUAGGUACUUACCGUAUGAAUGUUCCAGAGCCUCCGAUGACUGCAAAUUGCCAAUCCUUUUUCCAUUUGGCUAUGGGCUUACGUAUAACGCGGACAAGUGCGGUGCAAGUGAAUUUGUAUACUCUCAACUAAUUUUGCCCGCAAAUCCUAUUCUAAUUGGACAACCUUUCGUAAUCUACGCGACAGUGACAAAUGCAGGACCGUUGGCCUCGGAUGAAGUUGUACAGUGCUACGUAUCGUGGAUGAGACCGAAUACGAGUUUGGACGUAAGGGAAGAAGAUAUCCGCAGUCCAAAUAUUCAACUGGCUGGUUUCCGCCGGAUUGGUCUGAAGGUCGGGGAACGCAAAACUAUGGAAUUUACACUCUCAGCCGAAGCACUUAGCGUUUGGUCAGAGUCCGCCAACGGUACCGUUCCUGGUGAAGGACGGCUACGAGUGACGGUUGGGGGACAACAACCAGACCAGGACGUCUCUGUGGGCUCAAACAUCAUUUCAGGAUAUGUGGAAAUAUUACGACAAAUUUGAUCGCUACCAUUGUUAUACAGCAGAAUUGUAGCGUUUAUCCAAUAUAAUUUGAAAUGCUGUUAAUAUUGGGAAAAUCUUUUUAAAUCCUCUAAUUUCAUGGUCCAAUUUUUAUCUUUAC